AUGCUUCGGCGGGUCACCAACAAGGGGCUCGCAUCUGAAGCGAACAGUGCCGCUGCCGCCCCGGCUGCCACGGCCAACUCCAAGGCGUUCGGGCACACUCUCAAUCUCCCACGCACCACUUUUCCGCUCUACACGACUGAGAAGGCACAGCUCCAGCUCGAGGGUUCCCUGCUGGCCGAGGUCAGCGACAACUUGUACGCCUGGCAGGCACAACAACAACGCCAAAAGAGCUUCGUCCUGCACGAUGGCCCACCCUACGCCAACGGGCCAUUGCACACGGGGCAUGUGAUGAACAAGGUGCUGAAGGACAUCGUCAAUCGCUACAAGCUGCUACGCGGCCACGCCAUCAAGUACGUGCCGGGCUGGGAUUGCCACGGACUGCCGAUCGAGCUCAAGGCCGUCGACCAGGCCAAGAGCGGCUCCACCCUCUCGCCGACGGAGAUCCGGGCCAAGGCCCACGCGUGCGCCGAGGAGGCGAUCGCACAGCAGAUGAAGGGUUUCCGAAGCUGGGGCGUCAUGGGCGAAUGGAACAACCCCUACGCCACCAAGGAUCCCAAGUACGAAGCAUCGCAGCUCGGCUUGUUCCUCGACCUCUACAAGAAGGGCUACGUGUAUCGCGGACUGAAGCCAGUGAUCUGGUCGCCGUCCUCACGCACCGCUCUGGCCGAGGCCGAGGUGGAGUACUCGGACACGCACGUGUCGCCUUCUGUCUAUGUUGCGUUCUCUGUGAAGCAUCUCGCCAACAAGGCCGGGGAGCUGUCCAGGUUCAAUAACCUGCAUGCCCUCAUCUGGACCACCACACCAUGGACCAUCCCUGCCAACAUGGCAAUCUGCGUCAAUCCGAACAUCGAGUACAGUGUCGUCAAGACGACGGACCAGCACGACAAGCACUACGUCAUCGCCAGCGACCGGCUGCAGGCCAUGCAGGAGCUGCUCAAGCAGGAGAUCGAGGUGUGCGCCCGCCUUCCGGGCUCCUCGCUCGCCGACACGAUCUACGUGCACCCGCUCGACGGACGCGAGCUGAAGGUGCUGCCCGGCACCCACGUCACCACCGAGUCCGGCACGGGCCUCGUCCACACCGCCCCCGCUCACGGUGCGGACGACUAUGUGGUGUGCAAGGCGCACGGCAUUCCCCUGCGAAGCUUCGUGGACGACAACGGCAAGUUCACGCAGGACCUGCCCGAGUUCGCUGGCAAGUUCGUGCUCGGACCUGGUAACGAGCUGGUCAUCCAGGCGCUGACCGACAAGGGCGCGCUCGUGCACCAACACAAGUACACGCACAAGUACCCGUACGACUGGCGCACCAAGAAGCCCAUCAUCAUGCGCGCCACCGAGCAGUGGUUCGUCGACCUCAAGGACGUCGUCGCGCCCGCCCUGGACGAGAUCUCGCGGGUGCAGAUGGUGCCCGCCACCGGCCGGACGCGCCUCGAGUCGUUCAUCCGAUCGCGCCAAGAGUGGUGCAUCUCGCGGCAGCGGGUCUGGGGCCUGCCCAUUCCCGUCUUUUACUCUCGUCAAGGUGAGCUGCUGCUGACGGAGGAGUCGGUGGGCCACGUCCAAAAGCUGGUGGCCAAGCACGGGUCCGACUGCUGGUGGUCGAUGCCCACGAGCGAGCUGCUGCCGCCCUCGGAGAAGCACAACGCCGACAAGUGGGAGAAGGGCCGGGACACGAUGGACGUGUGGCUCGACUCGGGCGUGUCCUGGCACUCGGUGCUCCACAACCGCGAGCUGCCCUUCCCGGCCGACAUGUACCUCGAGGGUUCCGAUCAGCACCGCGGCUGGUUCCAGUCCUCCCUCAUCACCUCUGUCGCCCUCACCGGCAAGGCGCCCUAUCGAGCGGUGCUGACGCACGGCUUCGUGCUGGACGAGCACGGCCGCAAGAUGUCUAAGUCGCUGGGCAACACGAUCGACCCCGUCGCCCUCGUCAACGGCGACGAAAAGAAGGCCGGCUGCGGAGUCGACGUGCUGCGCAUGUGGGUCGCCUCCUCCGAUUACUCGCGCGACACACUCAUCGGACCCGUCGUCAUCAACAAGAUGAAGGGCUCGUUGCGCAAGCUGCGAAACACGGCGCGGUUCCUGCUGGGCAACCUGGCCGACUACGACCGCCGGCAGGCCAUCCCCGACGACGACCUCACGGGCAUCGAUCGCUACAUGCUGCACAAGCUCCACGAAUUCAGCCACGGCGUGACCACCGACUACGACGACUACCAGUUCUCCAAGGUGUACCGCGGGCUGGUCAACUUCGCGACGGUGGACCUGUCCGCGUUCUACUUCGAGGUGGUGAAGGACCGCCUCUACGCCGAUGCCACCGACUCCCUCCGCCGGAGGUCGACGCAGACCGUCUUGCGGCACACGCUCGACGCCCUCACCGCCGCGCUCGCGCCCAUCGCACCCUUCACCGCCCAGGACAUCCACCGGCACGACGCGCAGGCGGCCGCGGUGGCGCCCAACGUGUUCCACCUCGAGUGGCCGCGUGCAGGAGACCAGUGGAAGCAGGACGGGAUGGCCCAGCAGUGGGACGCCAUCAGGGACGUGCGCUCCCAGACCUACAAGGUCCUCGAAGCCGCACGAGCCCACAAGGUCAUCGGCAGCUCGCUCGAUGCGCGCGUGCGGCUCUACACGGGCUCGGACGACAACCAGGUCGCGAGGUGGCUGGCGGAGCCCACGAGCGACGAGCUUGCCGAAAUUCUGGUCACUUCCGCCGUGGACCUCGUCCCCGAAGCCCCCGCCUUUGAAGUCGUCGACGACCGACCACCACAGGCCGAUCUCACGAGCGGGCCUACGCCGUCGUUCGUGGGCGGAGGCCUGGUGCACGCGGUGCCGGUGGGCGUUGAAGUGGUGCCGGCCUCGAUGCACGCCGUCAAGUGUCCGCGGUGCUGGCGUUACGCCUCCGCCGAGGAGAACACGCCCUGCCCGCGCUGCGCCCAGGCCAUGGCAUGA
Acanthamoeba castellanii str. Neff is the source of this 2937-nucleotide messenger RNA. Its product is annotated as isoleucine-tRNA ligase. The record is from RefSeq and is a predicted model, not a curated record. Gene Ontology annotation, biological process: isoleucyl-tRNA aminoacylation. Gene Ontology annotation, molecular function: isoleucine-tRNA ligase activity; ATP binding; aminoacyl-tRNA deacylase activity. NCBI's taxonomy places the organism in Eukaryota, Discosea, Longamoebia, Acanthamoebidae. The transcript has 18 exons. The coding region runs from base 1 to 2937 and encodes 978 amino acids. Gene Ontology annotation, cellular component: cytosol.